AUGUCAUUCCUGCUGGAGCGGCACAGUUGCAACGCAACCUCGACGACCGCCCGGUGGAAGGCUGUCGAGCUGCUGACUUGGCCGCUGUUGAACGAGGCAAGACGGACAUUCAGUGCCAGGCAGUGCUUAAGAGAGCGACGGCUUCCCUUGGCUGAAGAGCGACAACCGCCAAUUCCAAGACACGCUUCUUCCAAAGUAUACCAAAGUGCCGACGACGCCAUUUCAGAUCUCAAGGAUGGCACGACCGUUCUCAGCGCUGGCUUCGGGCUAAGUGGAGUUGCAGAAACACUCAUCGACGCGAUCCGCAAAAAGGGAACCCGCAAUCUCACCGUGGUCUCGAACAACGCAGGCGCUGGCGAAUACGGGCUCGCGAAACUCACAUCGACAGGCCAGAUUUCGCGCAUGGUCGUCUCGUUCAUCGGCAACAACAAGUCGCUCGGCCAGCAGUACCACGACGGCCGCGUGGCCAUCGAACUCUGCCCGCAAGGCACGAUCGCCGAACGGCUACGCGCCGCGGGCGCGGGGAUCCCGGCGUUCUUCACGGGCACGGGGUCACGCACGCUGAUCGAGACCGGCGGGAUCCCGAUCCGGCUGGGGCCCAAGGACCCUGCGACGGGGAAACACGCGGUCGUCGAGCCCGGCCGGCCCAGGGAGACCCGAAUCUUCGACGACGGGCGCAGCUACAUGAUGGAGACGGCGCUGCGGGGCGACCUGGCCAUCGUGCGGGCCUGGAAGGUCGACGAGGCCGGGAACUGCAUCUUCCGCAGCACCACCAAGACGUACGGAGUGCUCAUGCCCAAGGCGGCCAAGAUGGCCGUGGUCGAGGCCGAAAACAUCGUGCCCGUCGGCGCGCUGGACCCAGACCACAUCGAUCUGCCGGGCAUAUAUAUCGACCGUAUCUGUCCCGCGACGAGUGAGAAGCAUAUCGAGAAACUCGUGCUUGCGUCUGCGUCUGACUCGGAGAACGUACCUGCAGAGAAGAAGAAGUCUGAGGAAGCCGUCAAGAGGGAUAGGAUCGCUAGACGGGCGGCGAAGGAGUUGAAGGACGGCAUGUACGUGAAUCUGGGCGUCGGCAUCCCCACGCUCGCGCCGAGUUUCUUGCCGCCUCGCACAAAGGUGUGGCUGCAGUCUGAGAAUGGGAUCAUCGGGAUGGGUCCGUACCCGAGCACAAAAGAGGAGGCCGACCCAGAUACGAUCAACGCGGGCAAGGAAGCUGUGACGCUUGUGCCGGGCGCAUCGACGUUCGAUUCGGCGGAGAGCUUCGGCAUGAUUCGCGGCGGACAUAUUGACGUCUCACUCCUGGGGGCGCUCCAGGUCAGUGCGACGGGUGACUUGGCGAACUAUAUCGUCCCGGGGAAGGCGUUCAAUGGGAUGGGUGGCGCAAUGGACCUGGUGAGCAACCCGGACAGGACGAAGAUUGUCGUGUGUACGUAUCACAGCGAUAAGGACGGACGCAGUAAGAUCGUAGAUAGCUGUGACUUGCCACUCACGGGGAAGGGAGUAGUGAGCACCAUCAUUACGGAGUUGGGAGUGUUUCAGGUCGAUAGAACCGGUGGGAAGGGGCUGGUGCUCACCGAGACGGCGGACGGUGUGAGUGUGGACAUGGUAAGGGAGAGGACCGCUGCCAAGUUCACUGUUGCAGAGGACUUGGGGACAAUGGAGUAG
This is a messenger RNA of Exophiala xenobiotica, 1665 nucleotides long. RefSeq lists its product as uncharacterized. The coding region runs from base 1 to 1665 and encodes 554 amino acids. Gene Ontology annotation, molecular function: succinyl-CoA:3-oxo-acid CoA-transferase activity. The record is from RefSeq and is a predicted model, not a curated record. Gene Ontology annotation, biological process: ketone body catabolic process. The transcript is spliced from 2 exons. Lineage: Eukaryota; Fungi; Ascomycota; Eurotiomycetes; Chaetothyriales; Herpotrichiellaceae.